AUGCAAAAACGAACAAGUGAAGCUGAGACAUGGGAUCUACACUUCUGGCUGGGUGAAAAUGCAACUACCGAUGAAAUGGGGACAGCAGCUAUAACAGCUGUAGAGAUAGACGACGCCUUGGGUGGGCAUCCUGUCCAGCAUCGAGAAGUCCAAAAGCAUGAAUCCUCUCUGUUUCUUUCUUACUUCCCAUAUGGAAUCCGGUAUCUGAAUGGAGGCUAUGACUCUGGAUACCACCACGUUGAGGACAUCUUCGACAACUUUGAGCCGCGCUUAUACCAUUGCAAGGGUAAAAGGAAUGUUCGCUGCUCACAGGUUCAGUUCCCUGUCAUCAUUAACUAA
Molecule: messenger RNA, 339 nt
Organism: Strongylus vulgaris
Lineage: Eukaryota; Metazoa; Nematoda; Chromadorea; Rhabditida; Strongylidae
Source: the annotation of a GenBank genome assembly